Molecule: messenger RNA, 3430 nt
Organism: Acanthoscelides obtectus
Lineage: Eukaryota; Metazoa; Arthropoda; Insecta; Coleoptera; Chrysomelidae
Source: the annotation of a GenBank genome assembly
GCUAAUUGUCACGUCAACAGAUCACGGAUACAUUCAAAAUAAAAGAAAGAACCAACAUGAUGAAAUACGAGUAAUAUGUCUUGCUUUUAUCUUGAUUAGUCUGGAAAGGUUAUGAGUCGACAGUUAAAUCGAUUGCUGUUUGUUUCCAUGGUUACUUACGCCUAUAUACAAACAUCUAGGCAGCAUUCUUACAAAUGAGUAAAAUAUUUGCGGGUUAAAAAUAAGUAAUUAGUGGGACUGAGAAGUUUCGGAGAUGCCCGAGUUAGAGGAGCAAGUGUACUGUUCAGAGCAGAUAUUCAUACCCCCAACCUUCCCGUUUCUGCUAAAGCAAUACGCUAAAGCUGCUAUAAGAAGUCAGCCAACAGAUUUGUUGCAAUGGUCUACAUCUUACUUCCGUUGCCUAUCGCUGAAUAUUCCUCCGCCAGUAAAGCCUCGACUUGAGUAUCCCAUCGUUAAAGAUUACUGCAGCAUCACACCAGGUUGGCUAAAAGCGUUGCUGCAUCAACUGCAGAAUACGCAUGCGUUACCAUUCAAAGUUCUGUGGGAUCGCUGGACAGGGGCUUGCCUGGACCACAAAAUUAUGAUCCGAAUAUUAUGCUUAGGGAAAUUCGACAAUCCCAAUUCUAUACCGUGGAUCAAGUUUUUAGGACUAUGUGCGGCACAUUUGACAGAGGACUUAACCCACACAAUGAUCCUUAUUUGUGAAAUAUUGACAGAAGAACCCGAAGGAGGAUCAGCAAUGAUACCUUUAAAAGUAUUCCUUGAUUUGUACGUAUUUCUGGCUAAAACGGACGCAUCUAAACCUCAGAUUUUGAAAAAUAUCCAAUUUACUGAGGCUGAGAUAAACAUUUGGAAGGAAAAGGUGGGAGAAACAGCAAUAGAUAGGCCGCCAGUAGAAAUAGAGCAGCAUGGAGGCAAUAUUUCUACUUACAUCAGGAAUAAUAUAUCACUUGAAUCUAUAGAGAAAAGCGAUCAGAGUCUGGAUACAUCAAGACAGAGUGAAGGUAACGAAAUGGAAGACCAAGGGAGAAGAGUUAGUACUAAGCAAAAGGGAUCUAGCCAUGACAAAACUGCGGAACCUAGUGAAAGCAUGUCAAAGGCUGUCGCAAACUGCGAAAUAAAUCAAGAACAGAAUCAAACUUCAGAAGCAAAAGGCAGAGAAUGUGUGGUGAGUGCAGAAAAAAGUGGAUCCAACAUUCAGGAGGGACAAGUAACAAAUAAAGAAUCAGUAUCAUUGGAUAUUGAUGAUGUUAUGAAGAACGGUUCGAUAUGCUUAAAGGGCAUCGCUCAAACAUCUGAUGAAAGUGCAGGGUCAGUGGAUAACUCAGUGACGUCAGAUGUGAAGAGGAUAUUCCAUGAGAAUAUACCUAUUGAUGAUCCUGUGAACAAGAUGGAAGAUAAUACAAAUGGCAAAAUUUCUGAGGAGAACGAGGUCAUAAGCCAUAGCGAGCCAUUUUCAUAUGGAGAAAUACACAUCGACGCCAUCCCUGGAAUUGGACCUCCUGUACCCGAUGAACUUAUACAGGCAGUUUGUGAAUACAUGGAAAAGGUUGCCGCGACACAGCGCGGGAUGGUGAUGCCCAGAAAUAUCAGAAACUACAAUUGUCCUCCUUUGGAGGUACUUGAUUACUAAAUGUCCAUUUAUCCCAUUUACACGGAUCCUCAACCCGGUUUAGAUAAAACGGACGUAACCUGAUCUGCUUAUACCUCACUUUGAAAAAUCGAUCCACAUCAAGACCAGUAAUGCCGGCAAUAUCGCCAAACUGUACAGAGUAUAACACGAAGACUGCAACGGAUUACUAGGAAAGUAGACGCUAAUCAAUUACGAAAAUGGAACCCACUGGGUUUUCAAAAUGGUGGAUCUUUCGGUUGCCUUUAAAUGGGACACCGUAUAUUAUUCAAUUUUCGGAUUUAACGCAACAUUAUGAAGCAAUUUCAUGUACAUUAUCCUAAAGCAGUGCCAUAAAUCCAACCGUUUUUUAUUCAUUUUUCUGCAUUUGCGUCUUUCCCAUACGAUUUUAAGCGGUUUCCUUACAGGACGGGGUUUACUGAAAUAGACUAUUUGAUAUUUUAUUUAAAUAAUAUAGCUUUUCAAAUUGGUAGUUUCAGGUAUAUUUUGAAUAUUUUCAUACAACAAUAAUACAUCACAUGGUUUUACUUUCCACGGCUACUGGCGAGGAAGAAUUGUAAUCGCGAAAAAUUUCGAAAAUGAGAUACUCUGUUUUUUGGAUAUUGAAUCACAUGAACAUAUGAACAACAUUAUUUUUAAGUCUUAAAAUUGCCCAUCUUUCUACUUUUUUUUUCAUGUUGCGUAGUUUUCUUUUAAUUGAAUAUUGAAAUUGCCAACAUAUUUAUGACCCACCGUGUAUAUGUAUGAUACACCCUAUUUCACGAGUAUCCAUCACGGAACAAUGACAGCUAGUUAUCUAGUAAUAUUUCAAAAUUCCCCAUAUCAACACACGACACAAUUAAUUCUGAGGAAUCGGUGAACUCCAGGUAGACAGACCCGUAUUUUGUUGUGGUUCUUUGUACGCGCAGAUUCAUUUUGUAGUGGCUAAAUACUUUUAUUUAAAUAAGUUUCUUUGCAUACAAAAAAAUCUACAAUCACAAUGGCUACUAAUGACCAUGCCAACGUUACACAUUAACAAUUAACACAAAGAUGUCGCUUUUGUGAUCAGGUGUUCACCGUAAAGCGUGAUCGAUGCUCCUGAAAUAAGGUUUAGGCCAUGUUCGAGUAACAUAGUUAGAGUACUAGAAAGCAAGGCCGACUAUGCGAAAAAUAAAAUUGGUUACGUUCACUUGCACUCAGCGGCUAAAGCAACGCGGUAUGAGCAUGCUCAGAAGAUUGUGUCCAUUCAGUAUUUGAGCUGAAGCAACCUUUAUAUCCAUACCGCACUUUGCCUCAGCAGCUGAAUGCAAGACCUUUGACACGCUAGACGGGAUUAUCGGUCAGUAGCUAAUUGUACGACCUACUUAUGCUAAAAUGUUUAUACGGCCAUUUGUUUUAACUGGUUACACAUAUAGUAUGUCACUGUUAUAGAUUAUCAUCGAUUUUUUUAAGGUGAAUCUGUAAACUCAUAUACCCAAUAAAACUCGAUAUCAGCUUAUACUAUGUUUACAUCUUGUACAAUUGAUUUUGUUCCUACCUGUAUUUAGAUAUUGGUUUGGGGAGAAACAAUCCCAGGUUGUAAAGACAAGGGUAUAUCCACUAUUCUGUUGGCAUGGAUUGUUCGAAAUGCUUUUCCAUGAUAUCAACUUUUAAUCUCUUUAACACCCGUUUUUCCACAUGCUGUAUUGUUCUGUAUGUAAAUUCUUUGGAAAAGUGGGGGUAAUUCUGUGCAUUGCGAAUGAAUAUUGUCUAAUUAAUCAGUCGCUCACCCCUCCUGGACCACAAUGAAUACAACGUUGUUACAAUUUCUUUUUACGGCCG